Molecule: messenger RNA, 3245 nt
Organism: Schistosoma mattheei
Lineage: Eukaryota; Metazoa; Platyhelminthes; Trematoda; Strigeidida; Schistosomatidae
Source: the annotation of a GenBank genome assembly
AAAAAAUACAAGCAUAUGAAAAUCGUAGUAGUUACAUUGGGUGUUGGAUUGCUAAUUGAAAUGCGAUACUUUGAGCGUUGCGCUUCUCAGUAGCAGGAAGUCUAGCAGAAAGAAAAUGGGUGGUAGUAUGACAAAAAUAUUACCUGGUUUGUAUGUUGGAGGUUUCGAUAAUGCCAAAAGUGAAGAAGAAUUAAUGGCAAAUUGCAUAUCUCAUAUUAUUAUUGUUCAAAACUCGAAAAACGAUAUUGAAAGAUCAAUAAGUCGUCAAUAUUUACAUCUUAUUGUCAAUGAAAAAUUAGAGAAUAGUUUGCUAAAUCAAAUUCAAUUGUCCAAUGAUUUUAUUCAUCGGGCCCGAUUGGAUAGUGGAAAUGUACUAGUGUGCAGUGAUUCAGGUCUAUCAGCUAAUGUAGCUGUUGUUACAGCUUAUUUAAUGACUGUUUAUUCAUUAGAUUAUUAUUCAGCUAUUGGAGCUUUAAGAAGUUUACGAUAUGGUGCACAUCCAGUUGAACCUUUACAAAAACAAUUAAUUGAAUUUGAUAGUGAAACUAAUGAAAAAUUAGUUAAUAAACAAAAUCAAACAAAUAACACUCAUCGAGAACAACAACAACAACAGACUGAAUUAUUAGAUUCUUUUAAACAUCCAUUGAAUUCCAUAAUGUAUUUAACUAUCACAUCAGCAUCAGAACGUGAACGAUUGAAUUCAAUUUACGGUGAAUGGCCAUAUCUUGAAGAAGAUUUACAAAUUCUUCAUACUGCUUUAAAUUCUCACUUGAAUUCAACUGAAGAGUCAGAAUUUCUAUUUAAUAAUGAAUAUGAUAAAACUAUACAAAAUGACAAAGAAUAUGAUGUUGAUAUUGAUAAUAAUGAAAAUAAUCCAACUAAUACUCGUACUACUGUAGUAGUAGCUACUGUUAAAGAUAAUCAUAUUAAUCCUAGUAUACAUGGUAUCAGUGAUACUUCUUCAAUUCUCAGUGUUAUUGAACACACUAAGGAUCAUGGUAGCCUAACUGAUUCCGAGUCAAUACAAUCUAAUUCAAAAUAUUUGGAUAUACAACAAGAUAAUACAAUAUUGAGUAAUAAUGAUAAUAAUAAUAAUACUGAUGACGAUAACGAUGGUUGUGGUAGUGUCGGUGUUUGUGGAAAUGAUCUAGAUAGCAUACCCUUUGUAACUGUUCCGAUAAAUGGUGUCCUUAUAUCAGACAGUGUAAUUGAAAAGAGUUCUUCCAAACCAUCUUCAAAUGAAUCUGACGUAUUCAUAGUCGAUUCAACACAGGUCAAGUCGUUUUUGACAGACAAAUUUCUGUUUAUUAUAUUAUUACACGUAUUUUUACUGAAAUAGUUUUUAACCUGGACUAAGGUUAGUUUUCUACACAAUAUCUAGGUAAUAAUGUCUACUUUAACGUUGGAAUUUCGCGAACUGUAUUCAUUCCGAAGUUACUAUUACACCAAGUAUUUUAAAAAUAGGGUAGCGCUUAACAGGUAUGUUGUUUUAGUAUGAGAUCGUUUUAGUCAAUUGGUUCUUUGACCUCGUCAAAAAUCAGGUCUAUGAACUUGGGGCUUCGUGAGGAACACCUUUAACUUAUCGUAUCAUAUAUAUUUUUUCACAGUUGAAAUCACGAACUGAUUUUAGCUAGUCCAUCAUUGAUAACCUUGAAGUAUUAGACGGACACUUUGUCCUAAUACGGGACUACUAAGCAGUUUGCAUCCACAAUAUCGCACAUGGCACUCUAACCCUUGACCUUCAGCCUCGCGCGCAAACUCAACCUCCAGAUCACUAUGGGUUGCUUAAUAUCAUGGAUUGAUUGAAUUUAGACAUUAACAUCGCUGGAUCCCGGCGCAGUGGUCUGGAGCCUGGGCAUUCGCUCUCGAGACCGAAGGUCAAGGGUCAGAGUGUCACGUGCGGGAUUGUUGAUGCACACUGCCCAGUAGUUCCAUAAGACGAAAUAUCUGUCUGGUACUUCCAGGUUUUCAAUGGUGGCUUAUCUAAGAUCAGUCCGUGAGUUCAACUGUGAAAAUACUACAAUCUCCACAAAUACUCCAUAUAUAUAUAUAUAUAUAUAUAUAUAUAUAUAUAUAUAUAUAUAUAUCAAAUACUUCACAUUUCCAACUGACAACAAAGAUUUCUUUAGGUUCUGUAUUCUAUCCAAAUUCGAUAGCGGUGACAUCUAAUUUGAAGUUGAUAAUACAGUUAAUAUAUUCCAUCAAUACAUCGAAAUUCUCAUAUUAACUCGUUAUAUACUAAAUGAAUUGAAUAAUUCCUGCCAUCAAAAUUUAUCUAUUUUGUAAGUAAGAGUAUUUUCGUAUGCUGUUUUAUACUUGGAACUGUUUGUAUUAUCAGUAAAAUUCAAUAGUCUUCACAACUUUAUGCUACUACUUAUAAGUAGUUUAGAUAGUUUCAGUAAAUAUUUAAAUGGACAUUUUUAAAAAUGACUGUUGUACGAGUACUUAGUUUAUUCUUUUUCAAAUAUCAUUUUUACAGUUACCUGAAAGUUUGGAUCGUCUUUCCAAUGCUAGUUCAUCAAUUCAAAGUGAAAAUUCACUUGAAAUUGGUUUUGAAGUGAAAGAUGAUCUUGACGACAAUAUACCUGGAGCUAUUGAAAUUCCAGCAGUUGAUUCUAUGCAUGUACGUAGUUAUGGUACAGCUCAUACAUACAAUAAUCAAUAUGGUCGAUCGAAUCCAUGUCAUAGUAUGUAUAAAACUGCUCAUAGUUUAUAUCCUACUACUACUAAUAUAAAUAAUAAAUUUACAUAUCAACAAAUAUGUCCAAAUACCACUAUAUGGAAUUCUUACAAUUAUGAUAGAACUGAAUUAAUGCAUACUACUGAAUUACAAAAUUACAGUAAUCUGUCAACUACUGCUCCAAAUUGUGACAUUUAUUUUAGAACUUGAUAUUAUUUAGUGAUUUGUUAUUGUCUUUGUUUACAAUUACCUUCAAUUUCGUUUAUUAUUAUUACUAUUAUUCUCUAAACAUGUUUAUCAUGUUUAUUUAUUUAGCUAAUUCCAAUUAUUAUUUUCUUUGCUAUACACAUCAUUUGAUGUAUAAGAAAGUUACAUUUUGUUGUAGAGCUUACAAACGAACUAGAUUUUUUAUUUUAUAAUUAAUCAAUGUGAAAGCAUCAAAAUAUCUACCAAAAAAAAAGAAAGAACAAAUAUUGUCGGGAUUUGAAUAUCAAGAAAAUGUUUUCACUUUUCUUUGUAAAUAUAUAUGUUGUUAUCUAUUUGAAUGAAACUGUGGUUAUCUUUA